Molecule: messenger RNA, 2690 nt
Organism: Staurois parvus
Lineage: Eukaryota; Metazoa; Chordata; Amphibia; Anura; Ranidae
Source: the annotation of a GenBank genome assembly
AUGCUGCAUGGACUUCCUGGAUUCAAUAUAGAAAUGCCUUCAAUUCUUUAUCCUACUCCCUUGCCUCAGUAUGACGGAAUUUCACCUACAAAACCUGAACAAAGCGAGGCAACCCCAUCUCGACCAACUUGGAACAAAAAGAAGAAAUCCAGGGCUAAACAGAAAAAAGGCCAACAGGAGAGUGAGAAGAAAGAUGGAACAGGAGAAAGUGAUUCAGGGGAUGGACUCACUGCUGCUGUUGACAAAUUGAAACUGUGUUCAGCAGGUGCAAACUACAAUCCCUAUUUAACUUCUCAGAAAUCACCAAUGAAAAAUACUGGAAAGGAUCCACCGCACUCACCAUCUUCAAGAUUUAAAAAAAAUGAGCAGCAGUGAUUCUGAAUUUUCAGAUGCCGAAGGUGGCUUACAAAGUAAAAUAAGGUCUUUCCAAGCUAAAGUUCGACAAGGCGCAAUAUCCUGCUUUUUAUCUACAAUAAAGUCCAUUGAAAAGAAAGUUCUUUAUGGCUAUUGGUCAGCUUUCGUCCCUGACAUACCUGGCAUAGGAAGUCCACAAUCUGUGUCUCUCGUGACCGUAAUACUUAAAGACUAUUCUCCAAAGACUCGUGCUUGUGCACUCCAAGUCCUUUCUGCCAUACUGGAUGGAUCGAAGCAAUUUCUUUCUGUUGCUGAUGAUGCAAGUGAAUAUAAACAAGCCUUUACUCCAUUUUCAGUCACCAUUGCCUCAAGUAUUAGGGAACUGCACAGAUGUCUGCUGCUAGCAAUGGUUGCUGAGUCUUCAGCACAAACACUCACUCAAAUAAUUAAGUGCCUUGCAAAUCUAGUGUCAAAUGUCCCUUAUCAUCGACUAAAACCAGGUCUACUCACUAGAGUUUGGAACUAUAUUAAACCUUACAUCCGCAAUAAAGAUGUGAAUGUUCGAGUAUCAGGCCUUACAUUGUUGGGUGCUAUUGUAUCUGCUCAAGUACCUCUACCUGAGGUGCAGUUACUACUGCAGCAACCAGUUGUUUCAUUGCUACCAAACAGUGGCCCCAGCACCAUUACACGGCUCAGUGAUCCUGACUGGUGGAGAAAGGAGACCUUUCCAGAAUUAGAUGUAAUCAGUGAAAUAAACCCUCAACAUUCACUGGCUGAGCCAUGCUGGCUAGUACGUUUGUGUAUAUCACUGGUGAUCAAUCCAAGGGAAGACUCCUAUUCUGACAGUGAUAUCUGCUCUGCCACUGCUGUCCAGUAUGAACCCUCUCCUGUCCGCUUGGAAGCUUUGCAGGUGUUGGCUCGUCUGGUAAAGGGAUAUUUCAAUAUGGCACAGAGCUAUCUUAUGGAGUUGGGAGAAGUUGCUUGCAAAUGUAUGCAGGAGAUGGAUGCAUCAAUUCAGCUGCAUGGCGCAAAGCUUUUAGAAGAGCUGGGUACUGGGAUAGUCCAGCAGCAGAAAACUGAUUUGUUAAUCCCUACUGAAAAGAAAGUGACUGUUAGUCAGGCCGUAGCAUUUUGGAACAUGAUUCUGAAUGGUCCUUUUACCAGCAGCCUUGCAGAAUGAGCAACAUCCUACCCUUCAAACAACUGCUUGUGAUGCGUUGUCAUCUGUCUUACCGGAGGCAUUUACCAGUUUACCAGAUGACUGUCAGAUACUUUGUAUAACACUGUUGCUUGGCCUGAACCAUAGUGAAAACCCACUAGUGAAGGCAGCUGCUGCACGAGCUCUUGGUGUGUACAUACUGUUCCCUUGUCUUCGGCAGGAUGUUAUGUUUGUAGCUGACUCUGCUAACGCUAUUCUGAUGUCCCUUAAUGACAAGUCUCCAAAUGUUCGGGCAAAGGCAGCCUGGUCUUUGGGUAACCUUACAGACACAUUAAUUGUUAACAUGGAAAUAAUUGGACAAAGUUUUCAAGAGGAAUUUUCUGAUAUGCUGCUUCUUGAAAUGUUGAAAUCAGCAACAGAAGCUUCAAAAGACAAAGAUAAGGUGAAAAGUAAUGCUGUACGUGCUUUGGGGAAUCUGCUGCAUUUUUUGCAGCCAUAUCACAUUCUGAAGCCCAGGUUUACCGAAAGUAUUGAGAGUGCAAUCAGAGCCCUUAUCUCUACAGUUCUUGGGGAGAGCACUAUGAAAGUAAAGUGGAAUGCUUGCUAUGCAUUGGGAAAUGUCUUCAAAAACACAGCUCUUCCACUUGGUAAAGCUGUGUGGACUGCAGAUGCCUAUCAUGCACUCACUACUGCUGUGAAAUCAUGCAGGAAUUUUAAAGUGCGGAUUAAAUCUGCAACAGCUCUCUCAACACCUUCGAGAAGAGAACAAUAUGGAACAAUUGAACAAUAUAGUGAAAUCUGGAAUUCUUUAGUGACAGCCCUGGAGAAAAGUGAAGAGACAGAAGAUUUUCUGGAAUUUAAAUACUGUGCUAGCCUUCGUGCACAAAUAUGCCAUGCUUUGAUACAUAUGCUGUGCAUGGCAAGCCUAGGAGAUUUGCCAUGCAUUAGAAAGACUGUACUGCAGAAAGGAAGUGUGAUCAGGAAUUACCUAUUACAGUAUGUAAAAUCAGGAGUAGAUGAGACUGAAACACACACUGACAGAGAAAAUGUAUUUCAGAGAGCAGCAGAGCAUAUACGCAGUAUACAAGAAGACCCAUUAGGUAGAAAGGUGAUUGCAGAGGUUGCUUUCCUUGAGGAUAUAUUACGAAGUUGUGAAAGAAAUAGACGCUUGAACUGA